AUGUCGAGCGGCGUUAAGAGAGAUCGCGACGGCAACGCUCGUGCCAAGGGCCCUGGAUACAAGCAACAGCAGCCGAGAGGAAGAUUUCAUGACAUGUUUGAGGGCUUUCGCGAUGAGCUUGAUGAACACCAUGAUCGACGGGAGAGGAUUGUCAAGGCUUCGCGAGAUGUUACAGCCCAGAGUAAGAAGAUAGUCAAGCAGCUAAACAAGGAUUUCCCCCCCAACAUCCAGCAAGACAUGGACACGCGCCUCGCCGAGAUCACCAAGCUACUAAAAGCCAUCGCUCCUGACCUGCAGGAAGUCAACCGCUACCGCUACACGUCGCCCUUGCGAUGCCUGGAGGAGUUUGUCGAGGCCCUCUCAUUCGCCCACUACCUCCGCCAUCAGAAGCUCAUCACGCCGGAGGAGACACAAAAGGCCAUGCCGGCUAACCUCUUGCUGACGCCAAAUGACUACAUGUAUGGUGUUUUCGAUCUCUUUGGCGAACUGAUGCGGUUUGCUACUGUGACCACGGCGCAGACUGGUGAGCUGGCUGGCGUCGAGGACCGAAACAUUAUGGGUGACAUCCAAGAGCUCGGCUGCGCUUUCGAGAUUCUACCAGACGUCCCAACCAAGGACUGGCGAGGAAAGAUGGGCGCUAUGCGACAGAGCGUCAAGAAGGUUGAGAAGCUGGGGUACGGGCUCGUUGUCAGAGGGAGUGAGAGACCCAAGGGGUGGGUUCCGGAUAUGAAGGAUGAUGCCCCGGAGCCAUCUUCGCCUUGAGGCGAUGGAUUUUAUGCACGAGUGAUGAGUUUGGAGUCUACGAUCGAGUGCCGAGUUGCCCUAUGGGCUGUAUUGUU
This is a messenger RNA of Fusarium vanettenii 77-13-4, 839 nucleotides long. RefSeq lists its product as uncharacterized. Gene Ontology annotation, molecular function: RNA binding; sequence-specific DNA binding; RNA endonuclease activity. Gene Ontology annotation, cellular component: nucleus; cytoplasm. Lineage: Eukaryota; Fungi; Ascomycota; Sordariomycetes; Hypocreales; Nectriaceae. The record is from RefSeq and is a predicted model, not a curated record. The transcript is spliced from 2 exons. Bases 1 to 762 code for a protein of 253 amino acids.